This is a messenger RNA of Sycon ciliatum, 1898 nucleotides long. RefSeq lists its product as uncharacterized. The record is from RefSeq and is a predicted model, not a curated record. NCBI's taxonomy places the organism in Eukaryota, Metazoa, Porifera, Calcarea, Leucosolenida, Sycettidae. Bases 242 to 1330 code for a protein of 362 amino acids. The transcript is spliced from 4 exons.
CUGAUUAUUCAUAAGGCGCAGCGCUCUUUGAAUCCACCAGGCAAAAUAACAGUCUAGUCGGAUUCGGUGUGGAGCGAACAGCGCUUCGUGAUUCGUUUUAGCCUUUCUCUAAGUCUAACCUAGUCCUAGUAGAUCUACGCCCUGAUACUUGAUAGAAUUUUAGUUUUCAUGUAGCUGUGAGUAGGUGCAUGCGACCUUAUUUGUGAAUAAUCUACUCCUAGAAACAUUCCACUCGCUCACGAUGCAAGGGAAACUAAUGAAAGAAUUCCAGCGCCUGCUGCGCAACGUCAAGAGCUUCAGUGACGACCAGGUUGAGGUUCUGCUGGACGGUUUGGACUUCGACCAGCCGCUAGAAACGUUCAACAUAAGGAUUCGGCCGAACGGCGGUCCGUACCGCGGUGGAACGUUCGGGUUCGCAAUCUCGCCACAAGACUACGGGCCUCCCGAGGUGAUCUGUGAAACCCAAAUCUACCAUCCCAACAUCGACCCGGAAGAUAACAACCUGUGCUUCAAUCUGCUGGAGGAUCUCUGGGAGGAUACGUUGACGCUGGAGGAUAUAGUGCAAGGUCUUCUCUUUCUCUUCUAUCACCCGGCAAUUGAUGAUCCGCUCAGUCACCUUUUCGAUGGUAGCGAGAGCUGGGAAGAGUUUGAGGAAAAUGUCCGCGCCAGCCUGCGCGGAGAAUCGAUCAAAGGCUAUGAUUUUGAAAGAAAUCUCAUUGGAGAAGAAAGCACGGAGAGAAUGACAAGUACCAAGGAAGCUGUCAAGAUGCUCACCCUGGAACGGCGCCAUUCGUUUGCCGGGGAGCUGGUCAAUAUCGAUUUUGAUCUCUAUAUGCUGAGUCAGCUGACUCCGCCUAGCUGCACCAAAGCGCCGCAGCCCUCUCUUGUGGAGGAUGAACCACCGUCGUCAUCUCCACUCCGUCAUGUGCUGUCUUGCGGUGACAUAGCCCGCAGCCAACUACCGGUGACGAGGGCCAGUCGCGAUGCAACCCGGCGUCACCGUCUGGACAUGGACGGUAAUUGUAUGGACACGGACUACAGCGACACCGACUGUGAAACUGACUACGACCACGUGACGGAUCACGACCGCGACGACGGUAGAGACGGUGAUACUAACAGCGUUGCCACCGAGAGCUCGACCGUCCACCAGCCCGUCUGCACUUGCCACCUCCUGGCCGGUGCGGCGGACAGCAAUGGUACCAGCGUGGACGCCUGCCCGGGAAUGGCCAGUGCCAGCAGCCCUGCUCCAGUCGCCGUCGGUAGGAAUAACAUCAAACGCAUCGGCCGGCAAUUGACGAGCUUUGUAAUGGGUUUGGUACGCGUGCGAUGAUCAUCGUUAACACAUCCGCUUUUUUACCCUUAGAACAACCAGUUGCUAGUUUUGCCUAUGUUUCUUGUCAGAGUUUUGAGCAUAGACAUGUUGAGAGUUUAUAAGACUGUUGAGAGGGAAACCGAUGCGUGCCAAAACAUCUACAAUACGUCCACUAAGGACAAAACAGUUCUGUCCGCUGAUUGAGUAACAGCUGUAUUAUAUACGCCUUGAAGGCCAAAUAUCUAUUCCUUUUUUUGUGUGUGUGCGCGCGCGUGUGUUGAAGCAGUGAAUUACGUUGUUUGAUACUUUUCUCGUAGGCUCAUCCCCACCUUGAACCCCCUCCCCCCUCACACACUCAUACUUGAAGUGAUUAUCACAUCAUUAAAUAAUUAAUGUUGAUGGCUAUCUGAAACAUCCGAGUUUCAGAUGGCUAUGUUUUAACCUACUUACCCGUGUAUUUUCCGCUUGACUGGCUUUUGCUGGUUUGAUGACUUUGUUACAAUUUUGGAAAAUCGUCUUUUCACCUCAAUAUCAUCCUGGUGACAUAUGCCGCACUUGUGGCGGUGCUUCAAGCACGAAAAGGAAA